Molecule: messenger RNA, 777 nt
Organism: Durusdinium trenchii
Lineage: Eukaryota; Dinophyceae; Suessiales; Symbiodiniaceae
Source: the annotation of a GenBank genome assembly
UAAACACACAAACAAAUGUCCAGGUCUUCAAAUUGCAUCUCCAGCAGCAUCGCGGAUCCUCCAAAACUGAACAGUUUUUUGAUUUUGAUGGGAAUGGUUGAAAGAGUUGGAACUUUUGUCAACAUCUACUUCGUUAUGUGCGGCCCAACUAUCAGCUUUUGCAAUGCAGCUGUGUUGGCUUCAAACCUGCUGGAUACAACGCAGUUGUUCUGAAACAUGCCCUCCGUCCUCUUUGAUGCCGAGGAGGUGAAGUAUUGCGAGGCUCCAUUUCCCAAAGUCCGCUUGGGCUUCAACAAACGAGCCGGAGCUCUGAACAUGAUUUACUCGCCGUCUGACGCAGCCUUGGAGCUUGUCUCUGAUGUCUUUGAUCUCCAGGUGCAGGUGGAAGGCAAGACUUGUGCCGUUGGGGCCAAGGACGCGGUGCGGUGCACGUGGUGCACGUCACCUCCUCCACAGGUGAUGGCGACCUUUGCCGACGAGGCCUUGGCCGUCAAGUUCGCGGGGCAUCUGAAAGGAACUCCAGAGGAGGUGGGAACUGCAGCUCCCAGCACUCCCGUGCGCCGUCCGUCGAAGCUCGGGAUGGAUUUGACUCCUCCACGCUGUGUGCGGCCCAAGCUGCAACCCAUGGCAGAAGACCUUGAGAAGGGUGAGGAGUGUAAGAAGGCCUAGGCGCAGGUGGAGUGCGGCUGUUUUUUUCUGAGCGUGGGCAUUGACAGUCACUCAUGGCUGCUGGUUCGACUGUUUGCCUGUCAUAGUUGGAAAGAACAGCAGUUCGCA